Lolium perenne is the source of this 1076-nucleotide messenger RNA. The record is from RefSeq and is a predicted model, not a curated record. Lineage: Eukaryota; Viridiplantae; Streptophyta; Magnoliopsida; Poales; Poaceae.
CCGUGGACGGCUUCGGUUGGAGCCAAGGCUCCGCUGCAAAAAGCGUGGGUGAAAAUUAGUAACAUCCCACUUGACAAGAGAUGUGAGACAAAUGUGUUCUAUGCUGGUGGUCUUGUUGGUGUAUCCCUGGACCUCGAUGCUUCCACUCUACAUAAACCUGAAUAUGUUAAAGUGCUGAUUGGUUGCAGAGACAUUGACAUGAUUCCCUCAAAUGCUGAAGGCUGCCUUGGUGAUAAUUUCUAUGAUUUCUACUAUGAGGUGGAUAAAAAAUUGUUGUUGGCAAACUUUCUGGUGAGGCCAAUACUGUAGCUGUUGGUAACUCGGGUGCUCCUUCCCCGAAAAGACAAAGGGUCGAGUAAAGCAACAUUGUCACUAAGGAAAACUCUGAGUCUCAACUCGUUAGUAGCCAAACUGAGUCGGUGCAGCAGUCCCGUCAUAGAGAGAAUAUGACCAUCACUGAUGUCACUGAAGAAAUCGACACUCAGGAGUCGGAGGAUGACAGUACGGGGGGAGAACUUCUUAUUGAAACCAUUGCUCGUGAACAUGCGGACGCUCAGCACGAAACUGGUACGUCUCCAAACAAAUGGCUUGUUCCCUGCCCCAUCCUUGACAUGAAUAAACCUGUGAUUUGUGAACCUGUUUCACCUAUGGCUGCUCCCCUCUCUUCCUUACGGUUGCCUUAUUCGCAAGCCCUUUCUGAUGUGACUUGGCCACCGCUCCCUGUGGUAACAGAUGUCUCUGAUUCCUCUUUUUCUUCUUUGGGAGACCCUCCAGGAUACCUGGUCCAAUCACCUAAUGUCUCUUUGGAGGACAACGUGGAGGAGGCGCACACGGAGUUGGACCCCAGAAUGAACAGCCGCAGAGCAUCGACAGACAUGAACUCAAACAUCAUGGAGAAGGUGGAGAUUGUAGCCAGGAAAAGGAGCUUAGAAGGUCUUCAGAAAGUGGAGGACAAGGAGUGCUUGGUCGGCGGCGCGGACAAGAUGGUGCAAGCGGCGGCUUUCGUCUACUCCAGGUCCAGGCGGCCAGCAACGACGCCCGGGCAGGGGCAGUUGCUGAUGAUCACAGGCGCCUGA